Alternaria hordeiaustralica is the source of this 405-nucleotide messenger RNA. RefSeq lists its product as uncharacterized. The transcript is spliced from 4 exons. Lineage: Eukaryota; Fungi; Ascomycota; Dothideomycetes; Pleosporales; Pleosporaceae. The coding region runs from base 1 to 405 and encodes 134 amino acids. The record is from RefSeq and is a predicted model, not a curated record.
AUGACAGUCACAGCAAGCAUCGACAUCGCAUCCUCACCGGAAGCCGUCCGCGCAAAAUUUCUCGACUUCGCAUCCCUCCCCAAAUACCACAAAGGCUUCUUCGCUUCUCUGACCCCACUCGGCCCCGUCGAACCCGAGAACAAGAUACGCGUUGUCUUUUCAUCGGGACAAAAGAUGUAUGCUCCAAUAGAACAUAACACACCAACCUCUUUCGCGUGGACAGGGUCUAUACCGCUUCUGUUCACAGGUGGCACAAAGUUCACGCAAGAAGAAGUCUUCAGCGGCGCGCUGUCCUUUCUCAUGGGUGAAAACGCGGUGGCACGAAAGUUCGGCUUCCCGGAAAAGACGAAGAAAGGAUGGGAGGGCUACAACAAUGACCUGAAGGCGUGGUGUGAAGCGAAGUGA